ACCGCCAACCGUUUCCCUCCGACCGACUUCGGCGGCAGAUUGAACGUGAACAAACAAAUUCACAAACGAACUGGGAGGUGGUCCACCUAUUGACGCCAUUAAUCUCUCUACUCUCACCUUCAUUUAAUUUCUCUCUGCAACUCCGAAUCCGCUCUCUGCUCAUACUAUAACCACUCUACAGCUUCUUCAACACUUGUAAUCCAACCAUGAAGGUCUCCAUUGUUUCCAGGAGCGGUAGAGAAAUCAUCAGCGGCGGCCUUCAGAUCGAUGAUUCGGCUACGGUGAGCGACUUGCAGGAGGCUAUUCAUCAGCGACGCAGAAAAUACUAUCCUGCUAGACAGCGCCUUACCCUGCCUACCAAACCAGGGUCGAAAGAGAGGCCUGUUGUUCUUAUUCCAAGCAAGAAACUCCAAGAUUACUGCGAUGGAAACUUGGAUAAACUCACCAUCACAUUUAAGGACCUUGGUCCUCAGGUUUCUUAUCGAACGCUCUUCUUGUUGGAGUAUUUGGGGCCACUCCUUAUCUAUCCCACAAUUUACUACUUUCCAGUCUAUAAAUUCUUUGGCUAUAAGGAGGAACGUCAUAUCUACCCUGUCCAGACUUAUGCCAUGUUCUACUGGUGCCUCCAUUACUCUAAGCGGAUCUUGGAGACCUUCUUUGUUCAUAGGUUUAGUCAUGCAACUUCACCCUUGUCAAAUGUCUUGCGCAACUGCGCUUACUAUUGGAGUUUUGGAGCUCUCAUAGCCUACUAUGUAAACCACCCACUUUACACCCCAGUUGAUGACCUCCAAAUGAAGAUUGGUUUUGGAUUUGGAUUAGUUUGUCAAAUCUCUAACUUGUACUGCCAUCUCAUAUUAAAGAAUCUUAGAGACCCUAGUGGAAAGGGAGGCUACAAAAUUCCACGUGGGUUCCUUUUCAAUAUUGUAACUUGUGCCAACUACACAACUGAGAUUUAUCAGUGGCUUGGGUUCAACAUCGCGACACGAACUGUUGCAGGUUAUAUUUUUGUAAUGGCGGCUAUCUACAUAAUGAGCAAAUGGGCGAUUGCAAAACACCGCCGUUUGGAAAAGCUUUUCGAUGGGAAGGAAGGGAGGCCGAGGUAUCCAAGAAGAUGGGUGAUUCUACCGCCAUUUUUCUGAAAACAACAAAAGCCUUCACUUGGGGGAGAAAAUAAUCCUAAAUCUGCAGUUGCAACUUGGCAAGCCAACAUUGAUGAAGCCCACGAACUUCCAGAAAAUCACUGCUGUCGCGCUAUUUAAGUAUGUUGUUUCUUAAUCGUUUUAUUACAAGACCUUAUAUAGAAGAAAUUCUCAGAGACAAUUUACAAGGCUUGGUUUAUUUAUUUUUUAGGAUGUAAUCUUCAUAUUAUAUCUGAGUAAUCUUUAUUUUUCAA
Messenger RNA from Momordica charantia (bitter melon), 1393 nucleotides. RefSeq names its product very-long-chain enoyl-CoA reductase. Gene Ontology annotation, molecular function: oxidoreductase activity, acting on the CH-CH group of donors. The record is from RefSeq and is a predicted model, not a curated record. Gene Ontology annotation, biological process: very long-chain fatty acid biosynthetic process. NCBI's taxonomy places the organism in Eukaryota, Viridiplantae, Streptophyta, Magnoliopsida, Cucurbitales, Cucurbitaceae.